Messenger RNA from Schistocerca americana (American grasshopper), 3357 nucleotides. RefSeq lists its product as uncharacterized. The transcript has 7 exons. The record is from RefSeq and is a predicted model, not a curated record. Bases 90 to 2081 code for a protein of 663 amino acids. Gene Ontology annotation, molecular function: amino acid transmembrane transporter activity. Gene Ontology annotation, cellular component: plasma membrane. Lineage: Eukaryota; Metazoa; Arthropoda; Insecta; Orthoptera; Acrididae. Gene Ontology annotation, biological process: amino acid transport.
CGUGGGUGCUGCGGCUGCUGCUCAACGCGGCGGUGGCGGCUGCAGUGGCGUUCUUCGUGUCGGUGGGCUCCCUCCACGCCGACCCUGCCAUGUGGGCGGAGCACGGCGCCGUCGCAGACGGAUUACGCGGAGUGGCGUCGGGAGCUGCGCUGUGCUCCUAUGGCUUCCUGGGACUGGCAUCGGCAUCGGCGUCGUCGUCUGUGUCGGCGUCAACAAGGCCCUCACACCCCGUCCAGCCCUCACGGUUGUCUCGGGUGACGCUAGCAGUGUUGCUGCUCGCUUCGCACUGCGCUGUUGCCACGCUGCUCGCCAUGCUCGUACACUACAGGGGCCUGCGCGGGUCUGCGGUGCCGCUGCUGCAGGUGUUCGAGGUGCGGGACGUGGACUGGGCCCGCGUCGUCAUGGCCGCCUGCUCGGUGCUCGCCUUCGCGCUCGUCAUGGUCGAGGAGAGCGGGCCCAUGCACGCCAUCGUCAUCUCGCUCGCCGGGGAGGAGGUGGGCGCGCUUCCGCGGCUGCUGUCGCGCGAGUCGGGCUGCACGGGCACGCCGGUGGCGGCGGCCCUGUCGAGCGGCGUGGCGGCCGCGGGCCUGGCGUGCGCGUGCCCGCUGCGCGCCCUCGCCGCCCUCGCCGCCCUCUGCCCGCUCGUCGCGCACGCCGUCGCCGCCGCCGGCCGCAUCCACAGCCACUACCAGCCGCUGAGCGGCAGGCGCACGACUCUGGAGACGCCCUCAGGUGGUGGGCGGUACCGCCGCUUGCCUACCCGGCGGGAGGACGAGGACAGCGGCGACGAGGAGUGGUCGACGGCGGCGGUGGAGGCGUCGCGGCGGCGGCUGGCGCUGCAGCGUCUGCGCGCCGGCCUGGGGCUGGCGCUGGGCCGCUCGCGCUCCGAGGCGGCGCUGCUCGACGACGCCGACGCCGACGCCGGCGCCCCGAGCGGCGCCUCGACGCCGGGCGCCAGCUCGCUGGCCCGCCUACUGGGCGACGACCAGGUGGAGGUGGGCGCGCACACCUACACGCGCCGGCCCGCCUCCUCCCUGCACCUCAACGGCGUCUACGCCGUGCCGGCGGCCAACGGGUUCGCCAACGGUGAAGUCUUCCGGCCCGUGGCCAACGGAGCCCCGUGCCACGUGAGCACCGUCCUGCCGGCAAACGGCCACUCCGACCCCUCCUCGAUCCCGCCCGACUGGAAGAAAUUCAGCAGAAAUAUGGCCGGCAAGUCCCCCGGCGCCGACAGCAGGUCAUCUGUCACCUUUCCCAGGGAUCUGUUCGACAGCGUCGACGGGCAGCACAGCGUGCGCGUCAUCGACAUCAACAACAGCGACGACCGGCUGGCGUACUGCAAGCAGCGCUUCCCCAUAGGAGACUCGGACGUCGAGGACGAAGAGGUCACGUCCUCGUCCGAAGGUAGCAGCGAAGAGAGCAGUUCCACCGACAUCGACGCCAUAGUCGCCGAGUACAAGGAGAAACUACAGGUGCCCAUAUCUCUUCUUCUAAUACGGGGGUCCACAGUGGCGACAGCGACGCCCACGACGCCGGGGGGCGGGUGCGCAGCGUCGCGCGACCACGCGGCGACGGCGGCGUCGGGGCGGCGCGUGCAGCUGUGCCUGUGGGCGGCGGCGCCGUGCGCGGCGGCCGUGGCUGCCGGCGUCGCGCUGCUGCCCGCCAGCCCCGCCGCGGCGGGGGCGGCCGCCGGCCUCGGGGCGGCAGCGUGCGCCGCGCUGGCCGCCGUGGUGGCACGCCAGCCCCCCGCCGCCGCCUCCGCCGCCCCCGCGCCACUGCUCUGCCCCUGGCUGCCCGCCGCCUGCGCUCUCGCCUGCCUCGUGGCCGCUGCGCAGCUGCUGCCCGCUGCCUGGCCGUCGGCAUUUCUCUGGCUCACAGUCGGUCUGGCUGUGUUCUGUCGGCAACGUCGAUGCUGUUAUCGUAGAAGUCCUCGGUGCUCUACGCAUAACAGGGAGCGAAUUCGUCUUCAUGCACCCCCACGUCACUCAACUGUAUCUACAUUAGUACCUAGCCACCGUCAUUUGACAGAUGCCAGUGCUCAUCGCCUCACUCGCGUAGACACCAUUCUCAUCUCUAGGUGAUGCUACCAUAGUUCUUAGUGUGUAGUAUUGAUGGUGAUGACCUAUCAAUUUGAGCAUGUGGUCAUAAGGAAAAACAUAAAUGUAUCACAAUUUAUAUUGUGAUCCUAAUUUAUGAGGUUGUAAGAGUGAUUUUAAUGUCACCUUAACACCAGUUUCAAUAAGGCAAUCUUAUAUUUUUGUGAACAAGAUGUUUCAGAAUUUAACCCACUGAAACGAAAAAUAUAGUAAUACAAGAUUAACACCAGUUUUAUACAUAACAAAGUUCUAAACUUACUGUUUGGAAGUGAGUUUUAAAGCUGAGAUAGACUGACAUCUUAUUUUGCUAUUAAUGGUUUGUAUGUGCUUUAAUAAUACAAACUUAGCUUAAAAGAAACAACCAUAUAAAUGUCUGGCGUAAAGAAGGCACAUGAUUCAUAAAAGGAAUUGAUUAUCUGUGAAUAUUUUCUUGUACUGGACUGAUUAAUUAUCCGUAAUAGAAUAUUAUAUAGAAUUUUUUUGUUUCUUAUCUACUCCACCCACUGUAUCUGUGUACUGCAUCAGCUAUAAGUUUUAAAGAGAUUGUAGUUUUAUAUUUUUGUAUCAUGCUAAAUUAAUGCCUAAAUCUGGCUUAAGGAAUCAUAUUAAAUGUUAUUAUCAUAUAUGUGUAUGUUGAAAUUAUAUGUAUAUAUAAAUAUAUAUUAAAAAAGCAGCUUAAUUUUGCACAACAUGUUAAAAAAAUAUAAUUGGUGUCACAGAACUUCAUGAGAAAUACAUUUACUGUACAUGAUGCAGCCUAAAAGUGUCACACACAAUCACAAUUAGCAUUGAAGCCUGUGCCUGUAAGAAUUUCCUCUUAAGCUUUCUUAUGCAGAGAUUACUUAAAGAAUAUUUUUAGUGAUUAUCCUGAUUGUAACUUCCUUUUUAAAACGUUUCUUAUUUUAUGAGAAAACACAGAAUCACUUUAAUUAUGUCUUUCCUUCUUGUUGUCCAAUCACAAGACUUUUUAGAAUAACUGUUGAAACAAAGCUCAUGUAAUACUUAUAGUGUGUUCACAUAUCAAAUCCAUCCAUAUUUUUCCUAAGCAAAACACUGAUGCUACUACUAAAGGAACAAUAUCAACAUAAUUCAAUAUUUCAUGCAGAAAAUGCAGAUAUAUUUUGAGUCUUUGGUUUACUAAAGAAGUUCAAAUAGUUAUUUGUAUCAUAAAAUGUCCAAGUAUUGAUAAGAGGAGUUUGUCAAUUAAAAUGAUAAAAUCCAAUAACUGUGCUUAAAACUUUACAUUAUAUCCUAAAAGGUA